Molecule: messenger RNA, 2394 nt
Organism: Cricetulus griseus (Chinese hamster)
Lineage: Eukaryota; Metazoa; Chordata; Mammalia; Rodentia; Cricetidae
Source: RefSeq, a predicted model, not a curated record
AUGGCUCCCAAGCUGCGGAUCCGGAGCAGGCUAGCAACGGGCUCCGGAGCAAGCGCCAUCCCGUGUCUCCAGACUCACAACUAUCACCAGAUGAAACGGACUUUGAUGGUCAGUGUCUCUUCUCUUCGGGUAUCUCUGCGAAAGCUGUUUGAGUUCAGUUUUCCCUUGCGGGGAGUUUUGGUAGAGUCUGGUCCCUGGGUCGAGGGCGGCCGGCCGGAGGGGGCUGGACCUGACUCUCGCGCCACGCAGGGGAGACUGAGGGUGGUGCGCACGCUCUCCGUGGCCCUGCAGUACCUGCACCCGAGCGCUGAUCCGGGACAGCGGCCCAUGAAUGCCUUCAUGGUGUGGGCCAAGGACGAAAGGAAACGCCUGGCGGUGCAGAACCCAGACCUGCACAACGCAGAGCUCAGCAAGAUGCUGGGAAAGUCAUGGAAGGCACUGACCCUGUCGCAGAAGAGGCCCUAUGUGGAUGAGGCAGAGCGGUUGCGCCUACAGCACAUGCAGGAUUACCCCAACUACAAGUACCGGCCCCGCAGAAAGAAACAAGGGAAACGCCUCUGCAAGCGUGUGGACCCUGGCUUCCUCUUGAGCUCCCUCUCUCGUGACCAGAACACGCUGCCUGAGAAAAACGGCGUUGGCAGGGGUGCACUGGGGGAGAAGGAGGACAGGGGUGAGUACUCCCCAGGUGCUGCCCUGCCUGGACUACACAGCUGUUACCAUGAAGGUGCAGCCGGUGCCCCUGGCAGUGUGGACACAUAUCCCUAUGGGCUGCCCACACCCCCAGAGAUGUCGCCCCUGGAUGUGCUGGAGCCCGAGCAGACCUUCUUCUCAUCCUCGUGUCAGGAGGAGCAUGGCCACCCCCACUGCCUCCCCCACCUACCAGGGCCCCCUUACUCACCAGAAUUCACUCCUAGUCCCCUCCACUGCAGCCACCCUCUAGGUUCUUUGGCCCUUGGUCAAUCCCCAGGGGUUUCUAUGAUGUCCACUGUUCCCGGCUGUCCCCCAUCUCCAGCCUACUACUCUCCUGCCACCUACCACCCUCUACACCCCAACCUCCAGGCCCACCUGGGCCAGCUCUCCCCACCUCCCGAGCACCCUGGCUUCGACACACUGGAUCAACUGAGCCAGGUGGAACUUCUGGGGGACAUGGAUCGCAAUGAAUUUGAUCAGUAUUUGAACACUCCUGGCCACCCUGACUCUGCUGCAGGGGCUGGGAACCUCAGUGGGCAUGCCCCACUCUCCCAGGGAACUACAACAGGCCCAACAGAGACCAGCCUCAUCUCUGUCCUGGCUGAUGCCACAGCCACAUACUACAACAGCUACAGCGUGUCAUAGAGCCAAAGGCGUGGAACCUGGCCCAGCCCUGCUGUCCUCUCCUCCCUCUGAAGCACUGAACAGAAUAGAAACUGUACUGUUACCAUCCCUCGGUGGCAGGAGGUCAGUACUGCUGUCCCAGAGCCUUCAGUCUAAAGCCAGGAUCCAGCGCCCCUUGUGUCCCUUCAAAUGUGUUUCAUUGGCUUCACCCUGGAAGCACAGCCGUGAGGAGCUGGAUCUGGGUAGGACUUCCUGGCCACUCUUCUGUCUCCCUGUCAGUGUGGCUGAUGGUGGGAAGCCCAAUACCUUGGAGCUCCUGCUUUUGAUGUAGCCACUUCUGAUCUGUGGUGCUCCCAGUGAGAAGGACCCUGAAUCUGGGGUCCUUCUCAGUUCAGUCUCUAACUGGCAAAACCCCAUUCUGGCUUGACGAGCCUUAACUGUUCUCUCCUGUAAAGUGGGGGCUGGUUUGAUAGCCAAGCCCCUGCUCUAUGGAUCCCUGAGUUACGGCCCUCUCAAUGCCAAGAAAAGUGUGACCCCAGUAAUGGACAGCCUCAUGGGGACUUCACGUGUACUGCCCAAGUCUCCAGGUUUUCUGCUUCUCUGGUCUUUCUGGUCUACAGCCACCCUAGAGUUCCAAAGGAACUCCUCCAAUUGAGAAAAAUAUUCUCAAUUGGCAAGAUGGCUCCUGAUGGCUCAGUGGGUAAAAGUGCCUGCUGCCAAGCCUGACGACCUACGUUCUAUCCCCGGAGCCUCCAUGGUAGAAGGAGAGAACUGACUCCUGAAGUUGUAUUCUGACCUCUGUGUGCAUGCCAUAGCACCUGUGCCUCUGAAUUCUAUGUGUGCUUGAGCGUGCUCACAUACAUACACACACAUACUGAACGCAAUUUUUUUUUUUAAGGAAACAUGUACUCUGGUUUGGGAAAUUAAUGAGUAUGUUCAACUAUAUCACUGAAAGCAAAAUUGAAUUCAAAGCUUUUUUGUUUGUUUGUUUGUUUCUCUUCUGAGACUGGGUUCAUCUGUGUAGCCCUGGCUGUCUUGGAAUUCACUUUGUAGACCAGGCUGGCCUCAAACUCAAAGCCU